Molecule: messenger RNA, 1290 nt
Organism: Liolophura sinensis
Lineage: Eukaryota; Metazoa; Mollusca; Polyplacophora; Chitonida; Chitonidae
Product: NF-kappa-B inhibitor-interacting Ras-like protein 1
Exons: 8
Coding region: 248-832 (194 amino acids)
Biological process (GO): negative regulation of canonical NF-kappaB signal transduction; Ral protein signal transduction
Molecular function (GO): GTP binding; GTPase activity; GTPase activating protein binding
Source: RefSeq, a predicted model, not a curated record
CUGAAAUGCGAAUGUGACUUUACAUCAUCCGGGGCUAUAACUUCGUCUAGGCUAUAUGCCGAUGGUCAGGCAAUUUUACGUAUAUUUGGUUUGUCCUGGAGAUGAUAUCGGAUAUGUAAUACUGCAUGCAGGAUGUGAUUUCUGUUCAGGAGAAGGAAACUCUUGCAGUGAGCGUCAUGUGAGUUGAUGUUGGUUUCCUGUGACUUUCAUCAUUGGCAAUAGACCCAGUGCCGAGGGCAGGUUUAUUAUGGGAAAGAUUAGCAAGAUUCUAGUGUGUGGCCAGACAGGGGUGGGCAAAACAGCCACGAUUGAACAGCUGAUAUAUGGAAACCAUAUAAGUGGGACGCCCAUGCCAUCCACCAUAGAGGAUAUCUAUACCGCCAUGAUUGAGUCUGACAGAGGAGUGAAGGAGAAAGUGUGGAUAUUUGACACAGCAGGACUGGACAAUAACAGACCAGACCUACAGAGGAAUUAUCUGACCUUUCCAGAUGGCUUUGUUCUUAUCUAUGAUGUUACCAACUGGGAAUCCUUCAAAAAGUUGGAUAAAGUCAAGCGGGAUAUUGAUAAGAGUAGAGACAAACGAGAGGUCCAUGUGAUAGUCAUAGGGAACAAGAGUGAACUCCAGGAGACAAGACAGGUGGAUUUUAGCAUGGCACAGAUGUGGGCAUCUAGAGAAAAAGUACGACUUUGGGAAGCUUCUGUGUCUAAUCGUCAGUCUCUGGUAGAGCCCUUUGUUUGGCUGACAUCAAGAAUCACACAGCCACCAAGUAAAUCUGGUUUUCCUUUACCUGGCAGAAAAGCUAAAGGAGAUCGGAGUAGCACAACAGAUUGAACUGAUCAUCUUCUCUUUUCUUAUGCUGUGAUGUUGUACAGAACAACAGGCAUUCUUCAACAUUAAACUAUUGAAAGUUGUCUCAACAAAUAGAGAUUAUCUCCCCUGUAUAUAAAUUGGCUGCGUGUGUCUCGUGGUCAGAGAAGACCGUAAAUAUUUGGACGCACUGUUCUGAUAUCAGUCACUUCAGAUAGUCAGUUUGUAACUAUUUCAGUGGAUCUUUCAUGUGGCCACUUUGUGAUCAUCUUACCAUGCUGGUUCUGGAGGGUAAUUUGGUGGACUCAUUUUUACCCUUCAGACAAUUUCUGAAUAAAUGAUUUCUACUCAUACAUGUUAUAAACAAGAUUGGCAAUGGAGACUCUGUGAGUAGAACUGCUGAAAGAAUGUCAGAGAAUGUUGUGGCAAAAAUAACUUCUUUGUUGUUGAACUGUUUGGAGAAAUUUCACUUGUCACAUGGA